This is a messenger RNA of Argentina anserina (silverweed cinquefoil), 4127 nucleotides long. Its product is annotated as nuclear matrix constituent protein 1. Gene Ontology annotation, cellular component: nucleus. NCBI's taxonomy places the organism in Eukaryota, Viridiplantae, Streptophyta, Magnoliopsida, Rosales, Rosaceae. The record is from RefSeq and is a predicted model, not a curated record. Bases 294 to 3737 code for a protein of 1147 amino acids. Gene Ontology annotation, biological process: nucleus organization. The transcript has 8 exons.
GAGAGGUUACCGGAUUUGAAAUCUCCAAUUUGCCGGAAUUUGGGAACUGCGCCACGUCCGGACUAGGGUUUUCUGUUAUUAGAGAGAAAGGACAUCACAGAGUGAAGUGAGAAGCUUCAAUUUUUCCCAAAGCGAAUUCUGGGAACUUCAAUUUCCGCCGUGAAAUUGCGUCAAUUUCCGAUCAGGGUCUUCGAUUUUAGGGUUUUGCAGCGGGAAAAAGCCGGUUCCUUUUUCUUUGGGGGAAUUAGGGUUUUCUAUAUGAAGUUGGGAUCUUUGAAUUUGGGGAGAGGUUCAUGAUGUUUACGCCGCAGCGGUGGUCGGGUUGGUCUCUCACUCCCAAAACCGGGGCUGAGAAGACCGGAAGUGACAUGAAUUCCGGCAAGUCGAAGUUGAACUCCGGCGAGGGGAAAGGGGUGGUGUUGUUUGAGCCCACCACGCCGGCUUCGGGUCUGUUGGAGAAUGGAGACAGGGAUGGGAUAGCUCGGAAGCUUCUGGAGCUCGAAAAUGAGCUUUACCAGUACCAGUACAAUAUGGGGCUGCUCCUGAUUGAGAAAAAGGAGUGGACAUCUAGGAAGGAAGAACUCGGGCAGUCAUUGGCAGAAGUAAAAGAAGCUCUUGAAAGAGAACAAGCAGCCCAUUUGAUUGCGACUUCUGAACUUGAAAAGCGAGAGGAGAAUUUGAGGAAGGCCUUGGGGGUUGAGAAGCAGUGUGUUAUUGAUCUAGAGAAGGCUUUGCAUGAGACUCGUUCGGAGAUUGCAGAAAUUAAGUUCAUUGCUGAUUCUAAGUUGGCUGAAGCAAAUGCUUUGGUUGCUAGCAUAGAAGAAAAAUCGCUGGAGCUGGAGGGAAAGCUGCGUACAGCUGAUGCCAAGCUUUCUGAGGUCAGCCGGAAAAGUUCAGAGUUAGAGAGCAAAACAAAGGACUUGGAGGCUCGAGAAAGUGCACUUCAAAGAGAUAGAUCCUCCUUCAAUUCAGAACAGGAAGCAAGGGAGAAUUCUCUGGCAAAGUGGAGGGAGGACUUACUAGAAUGGGAAAGGAAAUUGCAAGAGGGGGAGGAGAGGCUAGCUAGAGGUCAAAGAAACAUCAACCAAAGAGAGGAGAGAGCAAAUGAGCAUGAUAGGUCCUUGAAGAAUAAAGAGAAGGAUCUGGAAGACGCAGAGAAGAAAAUUGAUGCUACCAACGAAGCACUGAAAAGGAAAGAAGAUGAUAUGACAAGCAGGCUAGCAAGUCUAACAUUAAAAGAGAAGGAAUAUGAUGCUAUGAGAAUGAAGUUACAAGUGAAAGAGAAGGAGUUACUAGCUUGGGAAGAAACACUCAAUGCUAGAGAAAGAGUUGAAAUCCAAAAGGCUGUUGAUGAACAUAAUGCCAUUCUGCAUGCAAAGCAAUGUGAUUUUGAGCUGGAAAUUGAUCAAAAAAGAAAGUCGUUGGAAGAUGAAUUGAGAAACAGGUUGGUUGAUGUGGAGAAGAAAGAAUCUGAAGUCAAUCAUUUGGUGGAGAAAGUCACUAAGCGGGAGCAGGCAUUGGAAAAGAAAGGGGAGAAGCUCAGGGAGAAAGAGAAGGACUAUGAAUCUAAAAUGAAGGCCUUGAAGGAAAAAGAGAAGUCUAUUAAAUCGGAGGAGAAGAACUUUGAAGCUGAGAAGAAACAGUUACUUGCUGAUAAAGAGGACUUGACUAGGCUUUUGGCCGAAAUGGAGCAGGUAAAGGCUGAUAAUGAAGAUAAGCUACGGAAGAUCAGUGAAGAGAGUGAUCGAUUGAAAGUAACUGAAGAAGAGAGGUCACAGUGCCAGCGGUUACAGUCAGAACUGAAACAGGAAAUUGACAAAUACAUGCAGCAGAAAGAAUUGCUUCUAAAGGAAGCUGAAGAUUUGAAGCAGCAAAAAGAGCUUUUUGAGAAAGAGUGGGAAGAGCUGGAUGACAAAAGAGCAGAAAUUGAGAAAGAGCUGAAGAAUGUGAGAGAACAGAAAGAAGAAGUAGAAAAGCUUAAUCGAAUUGAAGCAGAGAGCUUGAAAAAUGAAAGGGCUGCCGCUCAGGAUUGUAUAAAAAGGGAGCGAGAAGAUCUUGCCUUGGCCCAGGAAUCAUUUGCUGCCCACAUGGAGCAUGAAAAGGCAGUUUUAGCUGAAAAAGUUCAGAGUGAGAAAAGUGAAAUGGUUCAUGAAUUCGAAGCUCUGAAAAGAGAACUUGAAAGUGAUAUGCAGAAGCGGCUGGAGGAGUUGGAGAAACCCUUGCGUGAAAGGGAGAACUCUUUUGCAGAAGAAAGAGAGAGAGAAUUGGACAAUGUUAAUUACUUGAGAGAUGUUGCUAGAAGAGAAAUGGAGGACAUCAAGGCAGAGAGAAUUAAAAUUGUAAAAGAGAGGCAAGAAUCUGAUGAAAAUAAGGAGCAUCUUGAAAGGCAGCGAGUUGAAAUUAGAAAAGACAUUGAUGGACUUCUCGAUCUUAGUGGGAAACUGAGAAAUCAGCGAGAACAAUUUAUCAAGGAAAGAGAACACUUUAUUUCGUAUGUUGAUAAGCUCAAGGGUUGCACGAAUUGUGGUGACACGGUCUCUGAGUUUGUACUUGCUAAUUUACGACCUUUAGCUGAAACUGAAGAGGCAGAGAUUCUUCCGCUUCCAAGACUGAGUGAUGAUUAUGUGAAGGUGGGUUACAAAGAUAGCCUGGCUGCGGUCGAGAGGGACAGUACUGAGAAGUCUCCUGCUGUUGAUUCAAAAUCUCCAGUUUCUGGUGGGAUGUCUUGGCUUCGCAAGUGCACCUCAAAGAUUCUUAUUUUCUCUCCGGGGAAAAAGACAGAGUCUGGUGCUGUACACAACGAAACCCCAUUUGCACUCGAGCAGAAUAGAGGUCCAUCCAAUAGGUUACAUACUGAAAAUGAGGUAGAGGUUUCUUUUGGAGCGGGAAGUGGUUCUUUAGAUGUCCAGAGGAUCCAAUCUGACAGCAGCAUCAGAGAGGUUGAUGUCGGCCAAAAGCCACGUAGGAGAGGUAGGGCGAAAGUUCACAGAUCGCGCUCUGUAAAAGCAGUUGUCGAAGAUGCCAAGGCUAUACUUGGAGAGGCUUUUGAAACAAACGAUGGUCAUCAGAAUGGGACUGCUGAGGACUCUGCCAAUAUGCAUACUGAAAGCCACGACGAUUCUAUUCUUGCUGGUAAAAGACCAGCAAGAAAUGGGCGGAAACGUGGCCGUGCUCAGACAUCUCAAGUUACUGUGAGCGAGCAUGGUGGGAAUGAUAGUGAGGAACGGUCUGAAAGUGUCAUGACCGGCCAGCGUAAGAAGAGGCGAGGAAAAGUACCUCCCGCUGAGCAACCUCCAAAUGAAAGUCGGUACAAUCUCCGGAGAUCUAAAGCUGGUGGUAAAGUUGCUGCCGCAAAAGUCUCACACGAGGUUGGUGAUGCCAGAAAUACGGAGGCGGAGAUUCUAUACUCCAAAGCUGCUCCUGCUACUUCAACAGGAUUUGCUGGUGAGAAUGGUGGAAGCACACACUUUGUGCGGUGCGGGACUCUUGCAAACACUGAAGAUGGUGGUGUAGAUGGAGUCGAAAUUUCGGUUGAAAAUAUGGCAGUGAGUGAAGCAAAUGGUUCCACAGAAGGGGGCCAGGAGUAUGUUGAUGGAGAGGAGUAUAGGAGUGAAUCCCGUGGGGAGGAUGCAAAUUUCACUGAAGAUGAAGAUGAAGAUGAGGACGAUGACAAUGAGUCUGUACAGCCCGGUGAGGCCUCCGUAGGGAAGAAGUUUUGGACCUUUCUCACAACAUAAGAAGAAAUCGAGAACCUGUAUGGCAUUUUGGAUUUGAAAUUUGGAUGGAAGAUUUGUGCAUCAGCAAUUUCGUUGUAGUUUUAUCUCAUUUUGUUCUGGAAUUUUAGUGGUGUUAGAACCAUUUGUGUAUCUUAAGGCGGAGGGAUAGGGUUUUUGUCUACCCUCUAUCUUUUAAUUUUAGGAUGUAAAAGGGAUUUGGGGCUGCUUCUCUUUCUACGGUAGGUAGCAGACUAGCAGUAGCCAGUGUUAGCGCUGGAGUCGGCUCCGCCCUUCCACAUUGUUUGUAUCAUAUUUUGCAUGUUUGUUUAGUUAUUGUUUGUAUCAUAUUUUGCAUGUUUGUUUAGUUAUGGAAUGAUUGUUGAACUUCGAUGGUUUCUACAUCUUGUAUUU